Messenger RNA from Acanthocheilonema viteae, 438 nucleotides. NCBI's taxonomy places the organism in Eukaryota, Metazoa, Nematoda, Chromadorea, Rhabditida, Onchocercidae. The record is from the annotation of a GenBank genome assembly.
AUGUGCUUACAUACGAGAGGAGCGUCACAAUGGGAUGUAUCGAAGACACGAAGUGGUGAUAGAAAAACUGCAACUGAAGUGUCGAAAGAAGCGAAGAGAAACCCAAAGAAGAAUGCUAGUGAUAACGACGGGAAGAAGAAAAGGGAAAAUUUUACCACACAAUUAGUAACUACUGAAACGCAAAAGACCAGCCUUAGCAACGAACGUGAUAGUAACGAAUCAAAACUCAGGAGAACGAACAAUCAUAACAAAAAUUCAAAACCAAAUGGAUUAAACGAAAAAAACCAGCAGUUAGCGAACUCAUUCAUUGCGGAAUUCACCCAGAAAAGCAUAUCAAAGAGUGGAAUAGCAUCAUCUACUUGUAAAAAAAGCGAAUCAGUGAUACGUGAUAACACACUUGAAGAUAUACCGCGUGAUAUGCCAAAAUACGAUUCCUAA